AUGACUGACGGAGCAGUAGAGGAUGGGCCUUCAUCCUUCAACCAGUCGUCCGUCACAAACGGUUCGACCUGUGUUCCGGUGGACCGCUCGGCCGACAUCUUCUUCAUGGCGGUCCACGGUCUGGUGUUUCUGGUGGGUCUCCCGCUCAACGGCUUCAUCUUGGCGUUUUUCUUUUGCCGAGGUCAUCGGAGAGCGCCCGGCAGCCUCGCGGUCUACCUGAAGAACUUGGCGGUCGCUGACUUCUGGCUCUGCCUCUGUUUACCAUUACGCAUGGCCAACUAUAACAGACGCUACGCCACCAUCCACUUGCUCAACUGCAACCUUGGCGCAUCCGUCCUCUUCCUCAACGUCUACGCCAGCAUCGUGUUCACGGGCUACAUCGCCAUUAUCAGGUAUCUGAAAGUUGUUCAACCUUUAGGAACUCACAUCCUGCAAAGGGUGAUGGCCUCUCAUCUCGUCUCCACGGUAACCUGGGGUUUCCUCCUUGGCGUCACCAGUGCCUUCACGUCGUCGUUCCUUAAACAGAAAUCUUCCCCCUCCUCCAACCUGGUCGAAUGUCAAGGCUUGUCCAGCGUUCUGUAUGAAAUUGUAUACGCCUGCAGCACCAUCCUGUUCCUGACCGUCCUGGUCUUCCUGCUCUUCUGCUACUACAACAUCUCCCGCCGGGUGUCGCUGGCUCAGCGGGGGCAGCCGCCCUCCUCCUGCUCGACGAAGCUCGCAAAGUCACGCCGGAAAAUGUUAGCGCUGGUCAGUGUCUUCUGCUUCUGCUUCGUGCCCUACCACCUGCUUCUUCUUCCCAAACACUAUCUGUGGAGCUGUUCCUGGGGCAAGUUCUUCUACUACGCCACGGAGAUCUCCAUCAUGAUGUCAGUGCUCAACGUCUGCCUGGACCCGCUCAUCUACUUCUACUUGUGCAAGAGGUUCAGGGCCCAGUUUAGGCUGUUUGAAAGCUGAUGAUCUGCUGUUCAUAACAUUUUAAAACCAUAUUAGUAACACAGAUGACGUAAUAAACGAUGCAAAUAAAUGAUGAGAUAGCUGGCAAUUACAUAACGAAUGCAAUGGAAUCACUGUGAAAAAUGUAAGAUUUGAAUAAACGCUAACUGCACAUGAAGUGAUAAUUGUGAUCAAUGGUAAGAAAUGUAAUAACUGCUUCA
This is a messenger RNA of Gasterosteus aculeatus aculeatus (three-spined stickleback), 1154 nucleotides long. RefSeq names its product P2Y purinoceptor 14-like. Gene Ontology annotation, cellular component: membrane. Gene Ontology annotation, molecular function: G protein-coupled purinergic nucleotide receptor activity. NCBI's taxonomy places the organism in Eukaryota, Metazoa, Chordata, Actinopteri, Perciformes, Gasterosteidae. The record is from RefSeq and is a predicted model, not a curated record. Gene Ontology annotation, biological process: G protein-coupled receptor signaling pathway.